Paramuricea clavata is the source of this 357-nucleotide messenger RNA. Lineage: Eukaryota; Metazoa; Cnidaria; Anthozoa; Malacalcyonacea; Plexauridae. The record is from the annotation of a GenBank genome assembly.
AUGGAAAACGAACGGCUCAGUCUUAUUACAACGAUAAGGCUUAUGCAAAUUGUUCCGCCCCCUGACAAAAAAUCACCAUGCACUGAAUCGGAUAAUAACAAUACAGAUGCAUGCGCUGAAACGGAGAAUAACGAUACAGAUGCAUGCACUGAAUCGGAUAAUAACAAUACAGAUGCAUGCACUGAAUCGGAUAAUAACAAUACAGAAGAAUAUAUUCAGUCCUUGAUAAAAGAAAAGGCUGUAGAAAUAAAUAAUAAUCAAGAAUCUGCCGCGGCUUUAAGGGAGUGGACUGAUAACCCGACCGACAACACCAUAAAAGCUACCUAUGCAGAAGUUGUGAAAUCACAGGUGGACUGA